Molecule: messenger RNA, 3322 nt
Organism: Chelmon rostratus (copperband butterflyfish)
Lineage: Eukaryota; Metazoa; Chordata; Actinopteri; Chaetodontiformes; Chaetodontidae
Gene: lrfn5a
Product: leucine rich repeat and fibronectin type III domain containing 5a
Exons: 11
Coding region: 507-3134 (875 amino acids)
Molecular function (GO): protein binding
Source: RefSeq, a predicted model, not a curated record
AAAAGACGGGGAGAGAGAGAAAGAGAGGAGGGAGAAGAGGAGGAUGUAGUCGUCGGGCGCUGAGAGAAUGCAAAACGGACGCACCCCUCUGGAAGACCGGAUUGAACUAUAAACCCAUACGGAAUUUACAGCCACCCAAAGGAUAUUACACAUACUGACCUCGGCACAUACAUUUAUGGGGCACAUAUUAUCUGGAGCCUAUCUGUGUGGAGUUACAACUAUCAUCGCCACUCUCCUUCUAAUGAUGGGAUUUUGGAAGGUAGCUGCGCCCUGACCCUCGGUGAACGAAGGAGCCGUAACAUCCGGAGAGAGCUCCACAGCUGGCAGCCAGUCACUUUGGAAGGCGGGCCCUGCUGUACUGCAAUGAGCGAGUGACAACAGAAAGAAGAUUUUCAACCUUGACCCUCAUCCAUGAUGUUAUAGCCGUGAUAACAUGUGAUUCCUGAAGCAGAGUGUUAUCCGCUUUUACAUCUUUAAAGGUGUUGUGUCCAGGUGGGGUCUUAACCAUGGAGAGGCUGUUGCUGUGCGUGAUGCUGGCAGUUGCCAUGGCAGUGCGGGCACAGAUCUGCCCCAAACGCUGCGUAUGUCAGAUCCUGUCACCCAACCUGGCAACCCUCUGUGCCAAGAAAGGUCUACUCUUUGUACCGCCGAACAUUGAUAGGCAUACAGUGGAGCUACGGCUGGCUGACAACUUUGUCACAAGUGUGAAGAGGAAAGAUUUUGCAAACAUGACACGGCUGGUGGACCUAACAUUGUCCAGAAACACCAUCUCCUACAUCACACCUCAUGCCUUCGCUGAUCUAGAAAACCUCAGAGCUCUGCACCUCAACAGCAACCGACUGACGAGGAUAGGCAACGAUACAUUCAGCGGGAUGUCGAAGCUUCACCACCUCAUUCUGAACAACAACCAGCUGAUGCUGAUCCACCAGGGAGCAUUCAACGACCUGCUGGCACUGGAAGAAUUGGACCUCAGUUACAAUAACCUCGACUCUAUUCCUUGGGAGGCCAUCCAGAAAAUGACCAGCCUCCACACGUUGAGUUUAGACCACAACAUGUUGGACUUCAUUCCAGAGGGGACGUUUUCUCUGCUGCAGAAGCUCAACCGGCUGGACGUCACCUCGAACAAACUCCAAAAGCUGCCACCGGACCCACUUUUUCAACGAGCACAGGUCCUGGCCACGUCAGGUGUCCUGACCUCCUCUUCUUUUGCGCUGUCAUUCGGUGGGAACCCUCUCCACUGUAACUGUGAGCUGCUGUGGCUGCGGCGGCUGAACAGAGAGGACGACCUGGAGACAUGCGCCUCACCACAACACCUCUCCGGCAGAUACUUCUGGUCCAUCCCUGAGGAGGAGUUUCUCUGUGAACCUCCGCUCAUCACCAGAUACUCCCAUGAGAUGAGGGUGCUCGAAGGGCAGAGAGUUGCACUCAGGUGUAAGGCAAGAGGUGACCCAGAGCCAGCCAUCCACUGGAUAUCUCCAGAGGGCAAACUGGUAUCUAACUCCUCCAGAACGCUGGUCUACACCAACGGCACUCUGGACAUCCUCAUCAGUACUGUGAAAGACACCGGCUCCUUCACCUGCAUCUCCUCCAACCCUGCUGGCGAAGCCCAUCAGACUGUAGACCUGGUUAUUAUAAAACUCCCUCACAUCUCCAACAACACCAACAACAUCCAGGAGCCCGACCCAGGAUCAUCAGACAUUUCCACGUCUACCCGAGGUGGAGCCAAUGGGAGCAACGUGACGGGUGACGUGAAAGGCGGGGUAGAUAAGAAGGUGGUGACGGCUGAGGCCACAUCAUCAACAGCACUGAUCAAGUUCAACUUCCAGAGGAAUAUUCCAGGCAUUAGGAUGUUCCAGAUACAGUACAAUGGGAGCCAAGAUGACUCACUGGUUUACAGAAUGAUCCCCCCAUCAAGCAAGAACUUCCUGGUCAACAACCUGGCGGCAGGGACCCAGUACGACCUCUGCGUCCUGGCCAUCUACGAUGAUGUCAUCACCUCCCUGACAGCUACACGCGUGGUCGGCUGCGUGCAGUUCACCACUGAGUCAGAGUACAUGAGGUGUCAUUUUAUGCAGUCUCAGUUCCUCGGCGGGACCAUGAUCAUAAUCAUCGGAGGGAUAAUAGUGGCCUCCGUGCUCGUUUUCAUCAUCAUCCUGAUGAUACGGUACAAGGUGUGUAACCCUGGUGAGGGUGGUAAAGGCGUUUCAAUGUCGAUGACCAACGUUCACUCACAGACCAAUGGGCAGCAGUCACAGGGAUGCACUGUGACUCCCAGCGCCUCCAAACACGGCUCAAUCGGAUUAGACGACCUCUCAGGAGGCUCAAAGAAAAGGAGCGGAGCAGGAGGAGGCGGCGGAGGAGGAGGAGGAGGGGGCAAGGAUACGAUGACUCAGUCGUCCGACUCUUCCCCGCCUGACUGCUCCACGGCUACAUCGGGUCUCAGCCAGCCUUGGGCGGCCAGAAGCCCAACUGCUGGAGUUGAGGAACGGGAGAAAGCCGGUGAAGAGAGAGCUCAAGCUGGCGUCUCGUCACCCACCGGCACCACCGGCUCGCUCGCCAAGCCAAAGCGGAAGCCCGCUCCGACUAAGCCGGGCUCGGCUUGCUCCAACACCUCGGCCGCUCCUGAAAAUCUCCCCUCCUCCUCUCCUCGCCCUCCUUCCUCCUCCUCCGCCUCCACCGCCUCCUCUGCUCUCCUCCUCUCCUCCACCCCUCUGGAGAACCUCAACACCAACCGCAACAACUCCACCUCUCUCAACCAAACCCCGCCUCCCUACGUCCCCUCCCAAUUCUCCAGCCCUCUUGCCAGCCCGAGCCCCAUCCCCUCCAUCCGAUUUAGAGAGACGCCCGUCCUGCGCAGGGCCCCGCGCGCCUCCUCCUCCGCCUCCGCCAAGUACCAGACUCUCCCUGCGGAGGAUGGAGGACGGAGCAGGGCGAGGAGGAGGUACUCGCUCAGUGAAGGAGGCGGCUCAAAGACUCUCUCGUCCCAUCAGGGAGGAGGAGCUUCCAGAAUAGGGCGCAAAAUGCGGAACAAAAGGAGCCAAUCAAUGAGCGGGAUGCUUCUCCCGAAAGACGGGGAUGGAGACUCGGACAAAGGGUGGUGCGAUUCGGACUGGAUCUUGGAGAGUACGGUUUGAACCGGAACAAGACAGCAACCAUCAAAUAAACUUUGGUUUGUUCAUUAUUGUUCACCUUGUGUAUGAGUGUGUGCCUGCGGUUCUGUGUGUGUUUCUGUGUGUGUUUGAAUUUGUUUAGAGGUGUGCGAGUGAAGGCUAACAGAGGCUAACAAACAUGAAACACUGUGUGUGUUGUGUUUUUGGGUGAA